GCGAAACUAAGCAAAGCAAACGCCAGAAAAUAUGGGAGUUCAAGGUCUGUGGGAGCUACUGGCCCCCGUCGGCCGCCGUGUGUCCGUCGAGACCCUCGCCGGAAAGAAGCUCGCCAUCGACGCGAGCAUAUGGUUGGUCCAGUUCAUGAAGGCGAUGCGAGACGAGAAGGGGGAGAUGGUGCGGAACGCCCACCUGCUCGGGUUCUUCCGCCGCAUUUGCAAGCUCCUGUUCCUCAGGACCAAGCCCGUGUUCGUCUUCGACGGUGGCACGCCGGCCCUCAAGAGGCGCACUGUAAUCGCUCGCCGGAGGCAGCGGGAGAAUGCCCAGGCCAAAAUCCGGAAAACGGCCGAGAAGUUGCUCCUCAAUCAUCUUAAGUCAUUGAGACUGAAGGAGUUGGCGAACGAUAUAGAGAAUCAGAGACGGAUGAAUGAUUCCAAGGGUAAGAAAGUUGUCUCUGAGAAAACCGAGGUUCCGAACGAUCACCCUGAAGACGAUGGCAGGACUUUGAGGGGUUAUGAUCAGGAAAUGCUAGAUGAGAUGUUGGCAGCGUCCAUUGCUGCGGAGGAGGAAGGGGCAUUGGCAAAGGGGACCUCCACAUCCAAUGCUGUCCAGUCCGAGGAAGAUGAUGAAAAUGUAGAGAUUAUUUUGCCUGAAAUUACUGGAGAGGUUGAUCCUGCAUUGCUGGAUGCUCUGCCUCCUGAUCUUCUUGCUCAGAUGAGGGGGAGGUCCACAGCCAAAAAUUUGAAUAUUCAACAGGCUGAUAGAGGGAAAAACAUUUUAUUAAGUGAUUCAGAAGGAAAGGAAGCAGUAUCAAGGAAUCACGAGCAGGAGAAGCUGGAUGCAAUGCUUGCAGCUUCCAUACUGGUCGAAGAAGGUGGCAGUCUUUUUAAUAAUGCGUCAACAUCUUCUGCCACAGCUCUUUCUGAUGAAGAAGAUAAUGAUGCAGAUGAAGAGAUGAUUGUGCUAGAAAUGCAAGGAAUUGUCGAUCGUGAUGUAUUAGAUUCUCUGCCUAUAUCAAUGAGGCUUGAUCUUUUUGCACAGAUGAAAGAGAGGCAAAUGGCAGAAAAUAGGCAGAAGUAUCAGGAAGUUAAAAAGGCUCCUGAAAAAUUUUCCGAGUUACAAAUACAGUCAUACCUUAAGGCUGUUGCUCUUCGUCGGGAAAUAAAUCAAGUGCAGAAAGCUGCUGCUGGAAUUGGGGUAGGUGGUGUGCGGACUUCAAGAAUAGCCUCAGAAGCCAACAAAGAAUUCAUAUUCUCCUCAUCGUUUACUGGGAAUAAAAAAGUGCUAGCAUCCGCUGGAGUUCAGAAGAACAAGGAUGGACAAAAUCCAGAGCAGAGGGAGAAUCCUUCUUCAAGUUCCCUUGGUACUUUUCCAUCAACUAGCAAGUCUAAGACGGCGUCAGAAUUGGCUCCAGACAAGUACAAAAAGGCUCUUGAUGAUGGGGUUCAAACUUUUCUAGAUGAGAGGGGACAUAUCCGGGUUAGUAGAGUGAGGGCGAUGGGAAUUCGUAUGACCCGAGAUCUUCAGAGGAACUUAGACUUGAUGAAAGAGAUUGAGCAGGACCAGGCUCCUUCUGAGUCGCAUACGAGUGGGUUAGCGAGAAAUAAAAGUUCAUCAGAAGCUUCAGAUAAUGGUAAUGGUAAGUCCGUGGACCUAAAUGAGAGAAAUGAGCCCUCUAUGUUUGGAAAUGAGUCUUCCAUUCAGAUAUCUUUUGAAGAUGAUGGAGAUAUCAAUGUUCCAGAUGGUGAUGAGGAAUUAUUUGCUCACUUAGUAGGAGGAAGCUCAUUGAAAGUUUCAUCUUCUGACAAAAUUCCAUGUGCCGCAGAGUCUUUAGAGACUGCUUCAGAUGUUGACUGGGAGGAAGGACAGGUGGAUAGAAUUUCUGAGGAUGGUAAAGUAGAAACCAAGUCUGUUCAUGACAGUGGCUGCAUAGGUGAUGAGAGUGAAGUGGAAUGGGAGGAAGGGGUUUCUACUAGCCCAAAAGAGAACCUCUUCUCCAGUAAAGCAUCUUCUGACAAACCAGCUUCUAAAGGAUCUUUAGAAGAAGAUGCUGAGUUGCAGGAGGCCAUAAGGAGAAGUCUGGAAGAUAAAAGGUUUAGUGUUAUGUCAAGCAAGGAUGAGACACAGCAAAGUUAUGGAGUGAAUAGUCGUGAGCACAUUCUAUUAUCAGCUUCACAAAAGACUGUAGAUGGGCAACAUACCUUACCAGAGGAUAUUACGGAGUCAGGUUCUGAAGCAAAAGAUGAUGCAGUAAAAAGCAACUCUGCAGAUGGAACCAACAUCCUAGAAAGGGAGGAAUCAUGUGGAAUACUAGAAGGUUCUUCUGUUCAACUUUCAAAGGAAGAUACUGAUGAAAAUGGGAAUCUGCCUGAGAGUGAACUCUUAUCAUGCACAUCGCUUCCAACGGAACCAGAUACUGCAAAUUUGAAUGCACAAGACUUGUUAAAUGUUUCAUCUGAGAGGGGCGGGGCACCUGCCUCUGCCGAUGGACCGGUAAUGAUUAUUCCCAACAUAUAUUAUCAGACUUCUGCUGAGAUGCAUAAUACCAAGGCAGUAUUGUCACAUCUGACAACUGAAAGAACUAACCUUGAGGCUCAAUUGUUGGGGUCAUCUGCAUCAGGGAAUGAUGUCAAUGUAAAGCAAACUGCUGAUGGCAAUCAUAGGGAUGAUUUCUUAGGAAAGCUGCAGAGUGCGGAGGAAUUUGUGGUUGAAACCAAUGGAGAUGCACAGUUUGAUAUCACUAAAUCUAGUUUGGAGGAGGAAAUGCGGAAAUUGAGUCAAGAAUGUAUAGAUCUUGGUAAUGAGCAGAAGAAGCUUGAAAGAAAUGCAGAAUCCAUUAACCGCGAAAUGUUCACAGAAUGCCAGGAGCUGUUGCAAAUGUUUGGAUUACCAUAUAUUAUUGCGCCAAUGGAGGCAGAAGCUCAGUGUGCAUAUCUGGAACUGACAAACCUUGUUGAUGGGGUGGUGACUGAUGAUUCAGAUGUAUUCCUGUUUGGGGCAAGAAGUGUUUACAAGAAUAUAUUUGAUGAUCGGAAAUAUGUUGAGACUUACUUUAUGAAGGACAUAGAGAAGGAACUUGGUCUAUCUAGGGAGAAAUUGAUUCGGAUUGCUAUGCUCUUGGGAAGUGAUUAUACUGAAGGGAUCAGUGGAAUAGGAAUCGUUAAUGCCAUCGAGGUCUUAAAUGCAUUCCCGGAGGAAGAUGGCCUACAGAAAUUCCGUGAGUGGAUUGAAUCGCCAGAUGCUAGCAUACUUGGAAAGGUUGAUAGACGAGCUGGAUCUACUCCUAGGAAACGAGGAGCAAGAGGUUCAAAGGGCGAUACAGAAGGAAAUCCUGCGAAAGACGAAAAUGAUUCCCAGUCUGAUUUCGAUAACGUUCAAGAGUUAAAGCAGUAUUUCAUGGAGAAACAUAGAAAUGUGAGCAAGAACUGGCACAUUCCUCCGUCUUUUCCUAGUGAGGCAGUAGUAUCUGCUUAUUCUACUCCUCGAGUGGACAAAUCUGCUGAGCCUUUCUUGUGGGGAAAGCCAGAUAUUUUCAUUUUACGCAAAUUAUGCUGGGAAAAGUUUGGGUGGAAUAGCCAGAAGGCAGAUGAGUUGUUACUUCCUGUUCUGAAUGAGUACAAUAAACACGAGACCCAAUUGCGCUUGGAAGCAUUUUACACUUUCAAUGAGAGAUUUGCGAAGAUCCGUAGCAAGAGAAUAAAAAAGGCUGUUAAAGGGAUAUCUGGACGACAAUCAUCAGAAUUAAUGGAUGACGCUGUUGAAGUUAAUUCGAAGAAUAAAAAGAAAAGAAGAGGAAAUGCAGGUGAACUUGAGCAGCAUAAACUAGAGAAACCUUCUGACGUAUCUGAAGAAGUUGUUGCUGGAAAUCGUAGUAAUACCACAAGAAGAUCGAUGCAAGGUCAGUCAAGGAAAAGGAAAGCCAGUGGACAGCCUGUGAAUUCUGAAGGAAAUUCCUUGGAAACACCUAAAUUGGCAGAAAGCAGUCAAGGAGCCAAUAAAAGAUCUCAUGGAAAUAAAAGGGAUCGAGGUGGCGGGAGAAGCUGGAGGACAAGAGGAGGAAGCCGGACAGGUGAUCCUGCUUCUGGAAUAUCUGAAGGCAGCUCUGGUGAUGAUAACAGUGAUGACAAUGAGUUGAAAGUCUGUGAUGAGAAGCUCGAGGGAAUGCAAGAUGUGCGGAGGUCUGGACGUAAUAGGAAAGCUGUGAACUACGUGGAAAACUUGGAAGAUGAUGAGAGCACUAGGCCAUUCCUUAAAGAUGAUGAAGCUGAUAUAGGACAAGGUAGACAGGGCGGUGAUGAUGGUCCUUCAGAGGAUGAUUAUCUCAGAACAGGUGGUGGCUUUUGUGUAGGAGAUGGAAAGACAAACGCAGAUCUUGAUGGUUCUGGCAGCCCUCCUGCUGAGUCUCCCCUACGAAAGGAUGAGGAGAACUCCCAAAAUCUCGAAUCUACAGACAAAUUCAACGGUGGGAAUAUUGAUGCUGUUCAGGUGACUGCAGAUGGAUUUCAUGACCCAGUGACGGCAAGCUCUCCUGCUGUUCAGCAUAAUCUUGAAUCUAGUAAUUCCACGAGCACCGGCACUCUCUGCAAGGUUAAUGUUUGUGAGGAUAAGACCAAAGAUGAUCCACAUAUAUCCUCUGGAGGAGCUUUGAGCGCUAUGCCCUUCUUGAAGAGGAAGCGCAAGAAAACCUGAACAUUUUAGAUUUUCUUGAGUUAGUCUAGGGUUUUGAACACUGUAAACCGGCGCAGGCACGGCCGACAUGGUAAAUGUAUCUGCUGGCCUUGCUGUUGGGAUCUUCAAGCUAUAGUUAUGCGCGUGCCUUAAAUAUUUAGUCCUGUAAACUCGUAAGUUACAUUUAGGCAUCUAGGUCAUAUGUAUCCCAUCGAGGUGCAAGUUUUUGUACAAAUUUCAAUGUUAAAAUUUAUCUCAUGUUAGUUUGUGUUUAAAUGCA
This is a messenger RNA of Punica granatum (pomegranate), 4949 nucleotides long. The record is from RefSeq and is a predicted model, not a curated record. NCBI's taxonomy places the organism in Eukaryota, Viridiplantae, Streptophyta, Magnoliopsida, Myrtales, Lythraceae.